Messenger RNA from Brassica oleracea var. oleracea, 873 nucleotides. RefSeq lists its product as uncharacterized. The transcript has a single exon. The record is from RefSeq and is a predicted model, not a curated record. Lineage: Eukaryota; Viridiplantae; Streptophyta; Magnoliopsida; Brassicales; Brassicaceae. Bases 1 to 873 code for a protein of 290 amino acids.
AUGGGCCAACAGGUCAAAUGGCCUCAAAAGAUGAAGGCACCUGACUCGUUCCGGAACCCUGGCCUCUGGUGCGACUUCCAUCGCGACCACGUUCACAAAACUGAAGACUGCGUCGCUCUAAGGAUCGAGGUCAAUGAACUACUCCAAAAGGGGCAUCUCCGGGAAUUCCUCUCGGAGAAAGCCAAGAACCAUCUAAAUAAAGAGGUGCCGGCGAAAUCCGCUGGAGCUAUACCCGCCUCACAACCCCGCCAGGACCGAGUUAUCCAUGUCAUAUCUGGAGGUUCAGAGAUAAGCGGCGUGAGUCAUGCAUCUGCCAAGAAAAGCACCCGCAAUGCCAAGCACGGCCUGGAGACAACCAAACCAAAGCGGUUUCUCCUAUGUACCAACGAAAUAAGCUUCACGGCUAAGGAGCAGGAGAAGAUCAUGGCUCCCCACCACGAUGCCCUGGUCAUCUCGCUCACCGUAGAAAACUGCUUGGUAAAAAGAAUAUUAGUGGACAAUGGUAGCUCCAGCAACAUCAUUUUCCAGACUGCUUACCAGGAUCGAGGGCUCGAGGAGAGCGCCGUGACGCGUAAAAUAACUCCACUCAUCGGAUUCAGCGGCGAAGUCAAGCAAACAGCUGGAGAGGUCACUCUCCCAGUGUACGCUGAAGGGAUCAACAUGUCUACCAAGUUCCUGGUCGUCGACAGUCAAUCAGCAUACAACAUGAUCCUAGGAAGACCCUGGAUUCACGACAUGGGAGCAGUCCCUUCAACCCUUCAUCAAAUGGUGAAAUUCCCUACACCCUGGGGCAUCAGAAUAAUCAAAGGAGAUCAGGAGAAUUCUCGAUCCUGCUACCAAACCUCCUUAAAGGGGAAGACCAAGGUCUUAUAG